AUGAGCUCACCUCCUCGGUACCAGAUCCCUCAGCCGCACAGCACGGCCCUGCAGAGGCUUGGGCAGACACAGCUGCGCUUUCUUUCAAGCCAUCUAGAACAGGAGUUUGUACUGAUAGCGUUAGCAGAUAGCUGGCCUCUGAACUCUGGCUGGUGCAGAUAUACCUGCUCUGACAUCAAGCCGACCAGUACAAAAGCUUUUAAAAAGAAAUUUGAAUUAGAAGAGAGCUUGUACCGGAUCAGCCUGUGCAGCAUGUUGCUGCCGCAUCUUAAAGCUGAGUUUCAGAGACAAACGUCCUGUUUGUUGGACUGCGGCACAAACCAAGCCACCCUAGUAGAGCAAGUAAAACGAGUAAAAGAAAUUGAAGCUAUUGAAAGUGACUCCUUUGUUCCACAGACAUUCAGAUCAAGUAAAGAAGUCAAAAAGUCAAUAGAGCCUACGGAACUGCAGUACGAACCUGUAACUAUCGGAGUGGGAACCGUUGAUGCAUCUGCUCCUGAAAAAGAACCACCACCUGCCAAUAUCCCUACUGCCAUCAAAUAUCAAGAUGAUAAUUCUUUAGCACAUCCAAAUCUGUUCAUCGAGAAGGCAGAAGCAGAAGAGAAGUGGUUUCAGAGGCUGAUUGCUCUUCGGCAAGAACGGCUGAUGGGCAGUCCGGUGGCCUGAGCGAACUGCUGUGACCAUCACGUACCAGUUCUCCACGAAUGCUAAGAAAUCCUACCAUUAAAUUGUUUUAUUUUUCUCUUUUGAGGGGAUUUUAAUACUCAGUAUGAGUUGUACAGAGAAUAAAUAUUUCAUCUGAAUAAACGAGAAUGUUCUAUCCUCCGUUUUUCUCCCAAACUCAUUGCUGGGGACUUGUAUCGCUGAACUACCCGUGGUAGAUGGGAAGGCUAUCAGAGCAGUGUAAUUUCCUUUUUUUGUACUGAAUUCCUCUGGGGUGCAAAAAACCUGACAGCCCAAGGAGACGUAAUUUUAUACCUCCGAAUCAAAAAAAUAUAUAUAACCAUGUAGCAGUUUAAAGAUAAAUGAAAAAAUAAGACUGUC
Fulmarus glacialis (Northern fulmar) is the source of this 1044-nucleotide messenger RNA. RefSeq names its product serine/Arginine-related protein 53-like. Gene Ontology annotation, cellular component: cytoplasm; nucleus. Gene Ontology annotation, biological process: alternative mRNA splicing, via spliceosome. The record is from RefSeq and is a predicted model, not a curated record. Bases 1 to 666 code for a protein of 221 amino acids. The transcript is spliced from 4 exons. NCBI's taxonomy places the organism in Eukaryota, Metazoa, Chordata, Aves, Procellariiformes, Procellariidae.